Molecule: messenger RNA, 2602 nt
Organism: Tachysurus vachellii
Lineage: Eukaryota; Metazoa; Chordata; Actinopteri; Siluriformes; Bagridae
Gene: tmem169b
Product: transmembrane protein 169b
Exons: 3
Coding region: 363-1259 (298 amino acids)
Source: RefSeq, a predicted model, not a curated record
CGUUUGGAACACAGCGCAGCUCCUAUUGGGUGUGACAGCGGUUCGGGGAAUCUGUGGGCGUGGUUAAAGCUGAGCUGGAACAAAGACGAACGCUAUUGGCUGGGACUGAGUUUUACAGAUUCAGUGGGCGGGGUUAAAUCUGUGGUGGAUUGGAGGCGCAUCUGCAUGGCGUUUAUCGAUUAGAAAUAGACACAUUAAAUAAAAUACAAGUCUGGAUUAUCGCCGAAAUCGUUCUGUAGUGUCUGUGCGGGAGGACCAUGCUUGAAAGUGAAAAGCAGGCUGCUUGAGGCUAUUCGCCUUUUCUGCAUACAUUGUCUCCUGCAGAGGUUUGUAAACACACAGGAGUGAAGCGACAGUGCAGCAUGGAGCAGGUGGAGCAGUCAGGAUCAGAGAGCCCCCAACCAUCAUCCAUACAGUCAGACACAUCUACAGCUCCAACAGAGGAAGGAAGCAGUGGAACGAGCACUCGCAGAAAGCGCAGGAAGAGAGAGCCCCGGCCUGAAUCUAUCAUUGUGUACCGUUCUGACACCGAGAGGACCAACGGAGAUGAUCGAAGUGGAGAUGUUGAAGUCACAGAGAGAAACCUAGAGGAAGGGGCUAAAUUUCUCACAACCCCAACUGGGGAAGGAGGCUGGAAUCUACCCCCAGACAGCCGCUAUGUGACGUUAACCGGUACCAUCACACGCGGUAAAAAGAAAGGUCAGAUGGUGGACAUUCAUGUCACACUGACAGAGAGGGAGCUCCGUGAAAUGGCCAAAUCCAAAGAACGUCUGGAUGCCGAGUGUGAAGCAGCAGGAGGAGCAAAGCGCUCGUGUGGUUUUGGAUUAGAUCAGGGCCCACACGUGGUGCUGUGGAGCGUCUCGUGUGCUCCUGUCAUCUUCCUGCUCUCCUUCAUCACCUCUUUUUACUACGGCACACUCACCUGGUAUAACGUGUUCCUGGUCUACAACGAGGAGCGGACGUUCUGGCACAAAAUAAUAGUGUGCCCCUUUCUCAUUAUUUUCUACCCGCUGAUCAUCAUGGCUGUGUCAUUGUCUUUAGCACUGUACUCAGCAGUGGUGCAGGUGUCCUGGGUAUUCAGUGAGUGGUGGUUUUCGGUUAGGGAUCUAGAAAAAGGAUUCUGUGGAUGGGCCUGUGGGAAGCUGGGCCUGGAGGACUGCUCUCCAUACAGCAUAGUAGAAUUACUCGACUCAGACACAAUUUCUGGGAGCCUGCAGGGGAAAGGUCCUGGUGAGAGUGUGCAGACUUCCUCUGUGUGAGAGCUGGACUCUGAUAAAUGUCCUCUGGGUAUAAACAUCUAUUUGCUAGUCCUGAAACAACAUUAAAUUUGACCAAUCACUGAUAUCUGAUGUCAUUAGUUUGAAAUUCUGGCUCUUCCCUCACUCAAGUCCUGAAUGCUGAAUCUGUCAGCUUCCUGAUAGCAAAGUUAUUGUGUAGAACUGAAUCAGCUCUGAGAUGUUUAAACCAUUGUCUGUUGCAGUCAACCUUUGAAUCCCAAAGGUGCCCAAUUAGUAGUUUGUACCUGAGUGUAGCUAAUGUUUACUGAGCUGAACUGCAAUCAUUAGGUCAGUAAAUUAGCCAAAUAAGAAUGACAACUAUCUUGAGGGUUCAUUUAAUAAAACUUAUGAAAUUGGUGCGUUUUUAGGAUUUUUAAUACAUUUUUUAAUGCAUUAUAUUAUUUUUAAAGACUCAGCUGUCAUUAGAGGCUUGGUUGGGCUUAAAUUUCUAGUUAGUUACAGAUUCACCUGGCUAGCAUUAAUGACAGACUCACUUAGCUAACAUUAGUUAGAGAUACAGUGGUAUAAACAUUAGUUACAGAUACUAUUAUUAGAUAGUGAUACAGUUAGUGACACAUACACUAAGCUAACAUUAGUUACAGGUGCAGUUGGUUAGCAUUAGUUAAAAAUGUACCUGGCUAACAAUUAGUGACAGAUACACUUGGUUAACGUUAGUCAUAGAUGCACUUGGCUAACGUUAGUUGCAGAUGCACUUGGCUAAUAUUAGUUACAGAUACACUUGGCUAAUGUUAGUUACAGAUACACUUGGCUAAUGUUAGUUACAGAUACACUUGGCUAAUGUUAGUUACAGAUGCACUUGGCUAACGUCAGUUACAGAUGCACUUGGCUAAUAUUAGUUACAGAUACACUUGGCAAACGUUAGUUACAGAUACACUUGUCUAAUCUUAGUUACAGAUACACUUGGCUAAUCUUAGUUACAGAUACACUUGGCUAAUCUUAGUUACAGAUACACUUGGCUAAUAUUAGUUACAGAUACACUUGGCUAAUAUUAGUUACAGAUACACUUGGCUAAUAUUAGUUACAGAUACACUUCGCUAAUCUUAGUUACAGAUACACUUGGCUAAUAUUAGUUACAGAUACACACUUGGCUAAUAUUAGUUACAGAUACACUUGGCUAAUAUUAGUUACAGAUACACUUGGCAAACGUUAGUUACAGAUACACUUGGCAAACGUUAGUUACAGAUACACUUGGCAAACGUUAGUUACAGAUACACUUAGCUAACGUUAGUUACAGAUACACUUGGCUAAUAUUAGUUACAGAUACACGGUUAAUAUUAGUUACAGAUACACUUGGCUAAUAUUAU